This is a messenger RNA of Penicillium cataractarum, 2043 nucleotides long. Its product is annotated as Zn(II)2Cys6 transcription factor. Gene Ontology annotation, biological process: regulation of DNA-templated transcription. The coding region runs from base 1 to 2043 and encodes 680 amino acids. Lineage: Eukaryota; Fungi; Ascomycota; Eurotiomycetes; Eurotiales; Aspergillaceae. The transcript has 7 exons. The record is from RefSeq and is a predicted model, not a curated record. Gene Ontology annotation, cellular component: nucleus. Gene Ontology annotation, molecular function: zinc ion binding; DNA-binding transcription factor activity, RNA polymerase II-specific.
AUGGCGCCUACAGGGGACGAGCGACCCGCGAAGCGGGCCAGACAGGCUUGCGAUGGUUGUCGACGGAAGAAGACGAGAUGCCCAGGCGAAAAGCCCGUUUGUUCCUUCUGCACCCGACUCGGCCAGACUUGCGUCUAUUCAGGAGCUGAAGGUGUGGACGAGGGGUCGCAGUUGAAGAAUAUGGAUGAUCGUGUCUCUCGAAUUGAGGGGAAACUGGAGCAGCUCAUUGACUACAUCGCCCGGCAACCUAGUCAAGACAGGAAUUCCACUCCAGUGGUCAGCCAUGAUUCAACCUCGUACGUCAAUGCGAGCUCCGAAGUCCCAUCUCGGGGUCAAGCCCUCGCAGGACAUUCGCCAGAGCCCUCAAAGGCUGAGCUGUUUCUCACGUUCUGCAACUCCCAGCCAUUGCCAUUAUUUUCACAGAGCGUCUCACUUGCAUCCCUCAGAAGCAGAGACCCAGAACUUCUACUUGCCAUGGACGCACAUUGCAUUCGGUUUCGUGGACUGGGAAUUAAAGAUAGGGAGAUCGAACGCGAAAUCAAAGCGAAAACUGAACGAGCCUGUCAGCUUGUCAUGGGGCGCCUGGCUGAUGGAAAUGUAGAGCUUUCAACGAUCCAAGCGCUCUGUCUAUUAAGCUUGCUUGAAUUUACAGCUGGACACCUCAUCCGGGCGGGGUUCUAUACCAGAAUGGCGAGCUACUUUAUUCGCAAUAUUCGAAUGAGUGAUUAUGAUACUUUCUUAGAUAACCUGGACACGGAGAGAGAAGAGAAGAGACUGUGUUACGCAAGUGUCAUGAUGCUGCAGAAUCUCCAAGGUACCUCACAGUCAUGGUGUCUUAGAGAGAGCAACGACCAACAAGGUGACUCCACACUUGCGAUACCGUCCUUCGAGAACUCUAUAGCGCAGAGAUAUUCUCGUCGAGAUGGUAAUGACUCGAAGCUCGACAUUGGUAUCGUCUCGGCAAACAUGUGCACUAGCGAGUUGUGGUCGCUGGCGUGCAAGUAUGCCAUCAAUCAUGGAAACUUUGACACAAACCCACCUUGGCAUCCCCAAUCAGACUAUCUAAUGAUCAGUUACUGGCAUACCGAGCACGAGAGCUGUAUGCCUUUAAGAUUCCGCCUCCACGAAAGUCGAUUCUCCGAGCACACGCCCGAGGAUCUGCAAGCGAAUCGUGAUUAUUGGAGUCCUUGGCUUUUCUUCCAGAUUGUCUGGCAUGCCGUGCCUUGUUUACUCAACCACUCAUUCCUACUGUCUAUGCGCCUGCGCAAUUUCCGUCGCACGAUGCCGCAAUCAUUCCUGCGUAACUCGUUUGAACAGCUCACUUUGCACUCGGGCUGGAUCAUACACUUCCUUGAGCUUAUCGAGUCAAAAAACUUCGAAGUAUCAGAUCCUACCUUGGGUCACUGCGUUGCUAUUGUGGGGACUAUCUAUCUCCAACACAGCUUCGUUGAGGACCAGAACUUUAGUACGAAGGCGCAAACAGGGUUCGAAAAAUGCCUUCGAUUUCUACACAAACUGGGUCAUCGAUGGCCUCAUGUUAAUCAACAGGCUCGUCAACUAGAACAGCUACGUGAUAGCAUAUCAUCCGGAGGUGUCAUGACGGGAACAGGGGCAACUCCAAACACACGGCAGAAAUGGUCUGUCAAUCUGCAGCUCUUAUGGAAGAUUCUUGUAUAUUCUCAUGCAAGCAAAGCUCCAAGCCCUGGCGGGGAUAUCUUUGGACCGGAGCUGGCCAAGGACAGCAUUGCAUACUCAGGCAUGUCAUCCACUAAUGACAUUGCUGAGCCCGAUUUCGCGUUGAUUGGGUCCGCCGGUAUAUCAGGCCACAAGACUGUGGUCCCAGAAUGUGUGACCUAUCCGCCUGAGCAAACCGAGCAUUCUACUCAGUUGCAACAAGAACUAGGCCAGAUAUCGCCGGGCGUGCCUGUGACAAAUCCGGCGGAAGAUCCAAAUUUACAGUUUGUCAGCGAGGAGACAUUGUUUUUACAGAUGCAAGAUUACGGAAAGGCCUUUGAAGACUGGCUCAGUCUCAAUCCAGCGUGA